Messenger RNA from Trichoderma gamsii, 1500 nucleotides. RefSeq lists its product as hypothetical. NCBI's taxonomy places the organism in Eukaryota, Fungi, Ascomycota, Sordariomycetes, Hypocreales, Hypocreaceae. The transcript has a single exon. The coding region runs from base 1 to 1500 and encodes 499 amino acids. Gene Ontology annotation, molecular function: protein binding. The record is from RefSeq and is a predicted model, not a curated record.
AUGGUCAGAUUGCUAUUGAAACAUGGCGCCGAGGUCGAUUCCUCCACGUAUGAUUUUGCUACACCAUUAAUGGUAGCCGCAGGCAAGGGCCGAAAUAAAAUCAUCGAGAUGCUACUUGGCUCGGGGGCUCAGUUAGAACCCCGAGAUAGUUCAGGCCGAACUCCCUUUUCCUGGGCUGCAGGGAAUGGACAUGAAGCGACGGUAGAAUUACUGCUUGGAAGAGGCGCUGAACUGGAAUCUUGCGAUCAAUUAAACAGAACCCCUUUCUCAUGGGCCGCGGAAAACGGCCAGCUGGGAACUAUGCUACUCCUGCUGGAGAAAGGUGCCCAAAGGAAUUCCAGAGACAGCGACUCAAGAACGCCGUAUUUAUAUGCUGCAAAGGGAGGACAUUUACAAGUAGUCCGAGAGCUGAUAGAAAAGGGGGUUGAGGUGGAAUACAAAGACAAUAACAACUCAACGGCGCUUGAUCUGGCCGCAAUUAAUGGCCACGAGGCAGUGGUUCAGCUGCUACUCAAAAAUGGAGCCCAAGCAGAUGGUCACGGUACAGCUCUUACUCCACUGUUGCAUGCUAUUGAACACGGACACUACGCCGUAGUCCAGCAGCUACUCGAACACGGAGCCCAAGUAGAUGGUCACGAUGCAGGUUUUACUCCACUGUUGAGUGCUAUUGAACACGGACACUACGCCGUGGCAAAACUGCUUCUCAGCAAAGGUGCCUCGCUGGAAUCCAAGGAUUCUUAUUUUGGUCGAGAAGUGCUGUCAUGGGUUGCCGGAAAUCCCCUCACUAAUCAAACAAUCAUGUAUACAAAGUUCGCGUAUCCCGACUCUGAUAGGUAUUCAUUUGACUACAAGGUGCCUCCUGAAGAACAUCUGGAAAUUUUAGUCCGGUUACUGCUUGAUCAAGGCGCCAAACCAAAUUCGCGGGACAAUACGGGCCGAAUGCCAGUGUCGUGGGCCGCUCAAAAUGGAAGAAAGAAAAUGCUCGAGAUGCUGUUGGAUAAAACCUCCGAUGUAGAGUGCGGCGAUGAUAACGACCGCACGCUCAUAUCCUGGGCUGCCGAAGGUGGACAAGCUGCUAUCAUCAAGCUACUACUUGCGAGAAAUGCCAAGCUAGAUUCGAGAGAUAAAUUUGGCCGAACACCACUCUCUCAUGCUACUUCACAGGAUGGAUGGGGACCAAUCGUGGAGUUGAUGCUUGACCAUGGAGCUGAAUUUGAUUCACGCGACAAUUCGGGCCGAACCCCCCUUUCUUGGGCCGCGAACAACAUUACUCAAUCGUCAGCACAGAUGGUUAUUAGCAAGGGAGCUGAUAUAGAGUCUGAGGAUGGCUCAGGAUGGACACCUUUAUUCUGGGCCGUAAAACAUGAACAGGACUCUUCUGUGCGUUUCUUUCUGGAAAAGGGUGCUUCUUGGAAAGACCGUGAGGAUAGUUCAGGUCAUGGUCUAUUAACCUAUGUCUCCAAGUGUACAAAAAGUACAAGUCGGGAACUGUUUCCAUAG